AUGGAGGCAAUCCUCGAUCUUCAGAUUGUCCCUCCUGGAAAUGGCAAGCAACACUGCCUAGCCAGAACCAAAAAGUCUGGUGGCAAAGACCAGUGUAGCCGUGUGGUUGCCGAAAGAAAACAAGAAAAAGCCUGGUACCUUCUGCGCGAAUGCAUGUCGUGUACGGAUCUAGAUGAUCAGGCGGUCGGGUGUCAUACGGAGGAGCUCUGUGAGCUGCUCAUUCAUAGCGUUCAUCAAGAGGAGCGCGAAUCGAAAAUGAAGGAAUGGAGUUGGAGGAUUCUCGAGUUCAGAAAUGAUCCCAACAACCGAAAUGCCUGCAGAAAUCCCCCACACCCCUUGGACCAAGCGCCUCGCGCCUUGCAGAGUGAUCACAUCCCUCUAUACGUCAUUGGUGAUCCUGUCGAGUCAGAGGAGAUUAUGAUAAGCAGCCCAGACAUCGAAAUCCGAGAAGAUGUCUCGGCGGAGCGAUACCGGAGCAUAGAGGCCGAUCAGUCAGGCAAUGUGUCCACGAAUGAGUCAAUUGAAGAGAUAUCAACAUCGAAUACUUCCAGGUCUCAUGCUCCACAUCAGCUUUCAGAGACUUCGACGGUGUACUCGCCUAACCCCUUGUCCUCCUGUCUAUUUGGGCUGUUGAUGCACUUUGGCACCAUUUGUGGACUUCGCGUUCAAAUUGGCAAAUCACACUCAAGCCAGAAGAGUGCGAAUGGCUCAAUGGUCUAUUUGAAAUUGGAAUUAGGGAUUUUGGCGAAAUUCCUGCCCCUGCUAUUGGUGGGAAUUGUCCAAGUAAGUUUGCUCGCACUCAGAGCAUAUGCAUAG
This is a messenger RNA of Penicillium antarcticum, 816 nucleotides long. RefSeq lists its product as uncharacterized. NCBI's taxonomy places the organism in Eukaryota, Fungi, Ascomycota, Eurotiomycetes, Eurotiales, Aspergillaceae. The transcript has a single exon. The record is from RefSeq and is a predicted model, not a curated record. Bases 1 to 816 code for a protein of 271 amino acids.